AUGGCCCGACCAAAGCGAGGGGGCAAGUCCCCGAACAAGAACGCAAACGGGCAGUUCAGCGGCUCUGAAGGCCGGCGGUCAAGCUUCAGCGAUAAGAGCGAGGACGGAUCCCCGACAAGAACGAGGCCGCAGGCUCAGGCCAAGCUGGCGUCCGUAGAAGAGAAACCCGCGACAGCCGCCGAGAAGCAGGCCGAGUACGAGAAGAAAAAGGCAAACUUCUGGACACGCACCUUUUGGACGCUCGUCAUGAUCUCCGGCUUCUUCGGCGCGUUAUUCAUGGGCCACAUCUACAUAAUCGCCAUCGUCACCGCUGUCCAAAUCAUCUCUUUCAAGGAGGUCAUCGCCAUCGCCAACGUCCCCAGCCGUGCCCGAUCGCUGCGUUCCACCAAAAGCUUGAACUGGUACUUCCUGGCCAGCACCAUGUACUUCCUCUAUGGCGAGAGCGUCAUCUACUACUUCAAGCACAUUGUCCUCGUCGACAAGGUGCUUCUCCCGCUCGCCACCCACCACCGCUUUAUCAGCUUUGUGCUCUACGUCUUUGGAUUCGUCUACUUUGUCGCUUCCCUCCAGGCUGGGCACUACAAGUUUCAGUUCACCAACUUUGCCUGGACUCACAUGGCCUUGUACCUCAUCGUCGUCCAGGCGCACUUUGUCAUGAACAACAUCUUUGAGGGCAUGAUCUGGUUCUUCUUGCCUGCGGCGCUGGUCAUCACCAACGACAUCUUUGCUUACAUCUGCGGCAUUGCCUUUGGUCGCACGCAGCUCAUCAAGAUUUCGCCAAAGAAGACGGUCGAGGGAUUCGUCGGCGCAUGGAUCAUGACUGUGCUCUUCUCCAUCCUGCUCGUCAACAUCAUGACGCGCUCCAAGUACUUCAUCUGCCCGGUCAACGACCUCGGCGCCAACGUCUUUACCGGGCUCAAGUGCGACGUGAACCCCGUCUUCCUCCCGCGCACCUACAAGCUCCCCCAGUUCUUCUUCCUGCCGCCAAACUUCAACUUCUCCGUCACCUUUGCGCCGAUGCAGCUGCACGCCUUGGUGCUCGCCACUUUUGCCUCGCUCAUCGCUCCCUUCGGCGGCUUCUUCGCCUCUGGCCUCAAGCGCACCUUCAAGAUCAAGGACUUUGGCGACUCCAUCCCGGGCCACGGCGGCAUGACGGACCGCAUGGACUGCCAGUUCAUCAUGGGCUUCUUUGCGUACAUGUACUUCCACACAUUUAUCGAGGUGCACAAGGUCACGCUGGGCAGCGUCCUGGAGACGGCCAUCACCAGCCUGAACCCCGAGGAACAGGUUGAGUUGGUCAAGAGCAUGUGCCGGUAUUUGAGCAACCAGGGCAUCAUGCCCGAAGAGCUUCAAGCUUGUAUCGAGAAAGCCACGCUAUAA
Messenger RNA from Trichoderma citrinoviride, 1380 nucleotides. RefSeq names its product phosphatidate cytidylyltransferase. Lineage: Eukaryota; Fungi; Ascomycota; Sordariomycetes; Hypocreales; Hypocreaceae. Gene Ontology annotation, molecular function: phosphatidate cytidylyltransferase activity. The transcript has 5 exons. The record is from RefSeq and is a predicted model, not a curated record. The coding region runs from base 1 to 1380 and encodes 459 amino acids. Gene Ontology annotation, cellular component: endoplasmic reticulum membrane.